Molecule: messenger RNA, 2014 nt
Organism: Eurypyga helias (sunbittern)
Lineage: Eukaryota; Metazoa; Chordata; Aves; Eurypygiformes; Eurypygidae
Product: E3 ubiquitin-protein ligase MARCH7-like
Exons: 6
Biological process (GO): protein autoubiquitination
Cellular component (GO): nucleus
Molecular function (GO): zinc ion binding; ubiquitin conjugating enzyme binding; ubiquitin binding
Source: RefSeq, a predicted model, not a curated record
AUGACAUGUACGUGUUUUGCAUGUGGAUCCCUGCUUCUAAAAAUAAAAAUAAUCAGUGUCUCCUUAUACAGGAUAAAAAGAAUGGAGUCAAAACCCUCAAGAAUUCCUCGAAGGAUAUCUAUUCAGGCCUCCAGUUCUUCACUCGGUUCUAGAACCUUGACUGGAAACAAUGUAGCUGAUGCAUAUGGUGCAAGAGGAUCUUCACGGAGAUUAGAAUCCGGAUACCAGGAAUCCAGUGUACUGAACAGUUCCAGCAGAGACUGGGGGAUCGGAGAGAGAGACGCCCACGAGACGCCCUGGAAGCUUACUACAUCCUCUCCAACUCGCUACUCAGGGACACUUGAGCAUCCACAUUCUGGAAGAUUUUUGGGAAGCAGAAGCAGAUUGUCUACAUCUUCUUCCUCUCAUUUUACAUCGGGUUGUUAUGGCGAGUCUGAGAGAACUCAGGGACCAUAUUCAAGACUGCAUAGCCAGCAGCGAGAUAGUGACUCGAAGAGACCUAAGCUGUCUUGUGCACCUACCUCUUCUGUGAGAAGUAAUGGCUUGACUGCCUUUUCAGAUUCCUCUUGGAGGUACAGUAGGAUUCCUAGAUCUUCAUCAGUGAUGCUUGGCCCCCUUGGAACGGAGCUGGUGAGAGAACGAAGAGAGUUAGAAAGAAGAACAGAUCUGUCUGUUAAUAACCUGGUGGAUCACAGCUACAGAAACAGUCACUUCCCAGCUUCACCAUAUCUUCCAGACAGGCCUGCCUCUUCAUAUGCAGAGGGAGCAAGACCAAAAGAGAACUCCUUAAGCACUUUGAGGCUGAAUGCGUCCGUGAGCCACCAGUUGCCUUCUGAUCAUCAGCCAUCCUUUUUCAGCGGAGACUCCAACACGAGUUCUUCAAGAUCCAGCUAUUUUUCAAGACAAAGGAGAAAUGAAUUGGAAUCUCCCCAGAGGAGCAUGCAGCCAGCAUUUUCUCUUACUGCCAUUAGGGAUGAAAAUCCUUCCACAAGUGGUUCCGAAAGGGUUCUGUCUUCGCAGAGGUCAUUGAACGAGCCUGCAGCUGACAGUGAAGGGAGGCGCACGACCAGACAGCUGCUGUCUCGUUUAGCGUCUAGUAUGUCAUCGACAUUCUUCUCUCGACGAUCUAGCCAAGACUCCUUGCACACAAGAUCAGUAGGCUCUGAAGGGUCAUCAGUGGUCCCAAGAGUUCAAGCUUCUGCUCUGUCAAGCAGUAAUGGAGCUGCAACUCCAGAAGUUCCAGGGCUUCAGACGUCUGAAGCUUCUCAGGGAUUUAGUUUUCUUAGACGAAGAUGGGGUUUAUCUGGAGUAUCACAGAAUCAUAACUCUGAUUCAGAUGGGGAAAGUUACAGACCAGACUCUGAAAGUAGGAGCUCAGGAUCCUGGUUAUCAUCAUCUUUGAGGAACAGAUGUACACCUCUCUUUUCCAGAAGAAGAAGAGAAGGAAGAGAUGAAUCCACAAGGAUCUCAACCUCUGAUACAUCUGCUAGAUCACAACAUGUCUUCAGAAGAAGAGAGUCAGGUGAGGAGACCUCUCUUGACACAUCAGAUAGCCCUCCUCGGGCUUCUGUUAGCAGACCACCACCAUCUGCAGUAUCUGGUAGUUCUAGAGCUACUGCCUCCCCACCAGAAUCAACCCACAGUAGGAGAAGUUCUGGAAUGCUGCCUGGUUCUCUCUUUCGCUUUGCAGUGCCUCCAGCAUUAGGAAGCAGUCUGUCUGACAAUCUUAUGAUAACUGUAGAUAUUAUUCCCUCUGGCUGGAAUCAGUCUGAUGGACAAGAGAGUGGCAAGUCUAAAAUACCUGCUUCAAGAGAUCCAGAAAGACUCCAGAAAAUUAAAGAGAGUCUGCUUUUAGAAGAUUCAGAAGAUGAAGAGGGUGACUUAUGCAGAAUCUGUCAGAUGGCCUCUGCAAGUUCAGACAACCUUUUAAUAGAGCCAUGCAAAUGCACUGGAAGUCUGAAGUAUGUUCACGAGGAGUGCAUGAAAAAAUGGCUGCAGUCCAAGAUUAAUUCAG